Prorocentrum cordatum is the source of this 1763-nucleotide messenger RNA. The record is from the annotation of a GenBank genome assembly. Lineage: Eukaryota; Dinophyceae; Prorocentrales; Prorocentraceae.
GCCGCACGCGCGUCUGCCUCUGGCAGCGGCUGGCGAUGUGCAACGUGGCCAGCGGGCCGCUCUUCCACCAGAGAGGGAUGGCGGGCCAAUUGACAUUCACAGAGGAUGUCACCAUCAGGACGCCCGAUGGCUUGGUCUACGACGAAAGGCUGCUGGCGGCUGGGAUCGCGGCCGCCGGCACGUGCCGGUUCGGGGGCGCCCCAUCGGCCGCCCGCGGGGCCGCGGGGCUCGCCGCCGCCUUCGCCCAGGCGGACGCCGCCUUCACCCGCCGCCUCCUUGGGGCGCCUGUUCCGCCCGGAAGCACGCUCCUGCCCAUGAGCGGGGGGCGGCGACCUGGGGCGAGGCCCCCCGCUGCUGCGGGCGGGCCGCUGGUGGGGGCCGCCGUUGCUCCUGAUGCCGUUGGUGCCGCGCGGGUCGCCGCGGGACCCGUCUGCCCAGCCGCGGGAGCCGCCGCGGGGCCGCCCCACCUCGGGGUGCUGCCGGCCCCCGCGCUGGCUGCCCCCGCGGCUGGCGCGCCGAUGGCCGCAGGGGCCCCGCCCGCCUUUGGCUCUCCUGCUGGCCCUGGCUGGAAGGAGGACGGCGGCACCCCUCUUGGGGCGAACGGCAAGGCGCCGCCCAGUUCGGCCUGGGUGCUCGCGCAGGACGAGGACUCGCUGCCCUUCGGCUGGGUCGUGAAGGGCCGUUCACGGGCCUCGCGUUGGCGUCGCGGGCUGGCGAAGGGCAGUCGUUACGCUCGCUGGCGGCAUCUCGGCCGUGGCCUGGAGGACUGGCGCCGGGGCAGCUUCCCCGCGAAGUGGCGUGGGUCUGACGCUCGGACUCUGGCUCGCGUCCCUGUCAGUGGCGCCCAGCGCAGCUGGCCCUCAGUGACCGAGUCCGCGCGAGAGGAUCUGGCGACGUUCGACGAGGUUGACGUGGCGAACCUCGUUGGAGCGGAGCGGCUGGUCAGGAAGACGCAGCGGAUCGGGCACUUCUGGGAGGGCCAGCAGCGGGGGCAGGACUCUCCCCAGCAGAGGCUGUCGCAGGAAGAGGUCGGCGCCUUCAUGGGCGGCACGGGAGCUAGCAGCCGCCCGAGCUGCACGGCGCGCCCUGUCUUUCUCGACGCAGUUGGGAAGGGGCUCGAGAGCGUCAGCCAUCUCAGGGAGAACGCCCGCGCGCGGCGGGAAGAGGCGAAGGCUGCCUCCAGGGCCAAGGCUGGCCGGCACGAGCUCGCGCGGCGCGGGGAGACGCGCGCGGCGGGCGGCAUAUGCCAUAUGCACCGCGGCUUGUCGGCAGGCGGUGGAGUCGCUCGGCGGUUUCAGUGGCGCUGGGGGCGCGGCUCGGGACUGCCAGACGACGCGACCUUGGCGCAGCAGCUUUGCCUGGCGCGCGUUGCCGAGUCCGUCUCGCCGCUGCCCCCCCCGGGCGAUCUCCAGCCUUUGGCGGCCCUCCAGGAGCUCCAGGCUGCUCUAUCUUACAACGGCUUGCUGUCGACCAAGACGGAGGCUAUGGACGUUCCCCGGCUCUCGCUGCCACCUUCAGGUAAUCGUCGCGCGGUUCUGGAGCGGCCGCUGGGCCCCGAGGUGUUUGACUGCGUCUAUCGCGAUAUUUCAAGCGAGGUCUUGCCAAAUACGGAAGUCGCGCAGCAGAAAGUGGACGCCGGCUUCCAGAAGCCCUACGUGGACCCCGUUCUUCGCGACCGCCGUCGGCACGCAGCCCUUGUUUUGCGCGUGCUCGACGAUGGAGCCAUCGAUCUUGUCAGCGACCCCGGCGCGGUGAUCGGCGAG